Molecule: messenger RNA, 2239 nt
Organism: Jaculus jaculus (lesser Egyptian jerboa)
Lineage: Eukaryota; Metazoa; Chordata; Mammalia; Rodentia; Dipodidae
Gene: Shmt2
Product: serine hydroxymethyltransferase 2
Exons: 12
Coding region: 77-1591 (504 amino acids)
Biological process (GO): L-serine catabolic process; tetrahydrofolate interconversion; protein homotetramerization
Cellular component (GO): nucleus; BRISC complex; cytoplasm
Molecular function (GO): mRNA 5'-UTR binding; protein homodimerization activity; glycine hydroxymethyltransferase activity
Source: RefSeq, a predicted model, not a curated record
GCACCAGUCGUCCUCGGAUCCCUUUGCUGCUCGGAGUUAGAGUUGUUGGCUGGACCUCCUGCAACCUCUGCUUGCGAUGAUAGCGUUCUCUUUGCUCUGGACUAUUCGGCCUCUGCAGCGAUGUGGUCAGCUGGUCAGGUUGGCUGCCCGUGCUCAGCACAGCAAGGUGGUCCAGAAUCAAAGUGGGGAAGCAGCUGGAGGCUGGACAGGCCAGGAGAGCCUGUCGGACAGUGACCCAGAGAUGUGGGAGCUGCUGCAGAGAGAAAAGGACCGGCAGUGUCGUGGCCUGGAACUCAUCGCCUCAGAGAACUUCUGCAGCCGAGCUGCGCUGGAGGCCCUGGGGUCCUGUCUGAACAACAAGUACUCGGAGGGUUACCCUGGCAAGAGAUAUUACGGGGGAGCAGAGGUAGUGGAUGAAAUUGAGCUACUGUGCCAGCGCCGGGCCUUGGAAGCCUUUGACCUGGAUCCUGCACAAUGGGGUGUCAAUGUCCAGCCCUACUCGGGGUCCCCAGCCAACCUGGCUGCCUACACAGCACUUCUGCAACCUCAUGACCGAAUCAUGGGGCUAGACCUGCCCGACGGGGGCCAUCUCACCCAUGGCUACAUGUCUGAUGUCAAACGGAUCUCGGCCACAUCCAUUUUCUUCGAAUCUAUGCCCUAUAAGAUUAAUCCCCAAACAGGCCUCAUUGACUAUGACCAGCUGGCACUGACUGCUCGGCUCUUCCGGCCACGGCUCAUUAUAGCUGGCACUAGUGCGUAUGCUCGCCUCAUUGACUAUGCCCGCAUGAGAGAGGUGUGUGAUGAGGUCAAGGCGUACCUGCUGGCAGACAUGGCCCAUAUCAGUGGCUUGGUGGCCGCCAAGGUGAUCCCUUCACCUUUCAAGCAUGCGGACAUUGUCACCACCACCACUCACAAGACUCUUCGCGGGGCCAGGUCGGGACUCAUCUUUUAUCGGAAAGGAGUACGGACUGUGGACCCCAAGACUGGCCGGGAGAUCCCUUACACAUUUGAGGACCGGAUCAACUUUGCUGUGUUCCCAUCCCUGCAGGGGGGCCCCCACAACCAUGCCAUUGCUGCAGUAGCCGUGGCCCUCAAGCAGGCCUGCACCCCCAUGUUCCGGGAGUAUUCCUUGCAGGUAUUGAAGAAUGCACAGGCCAUGGCUGAUGCCCUGCUAAAGCGAGGUUACUCACUCGUUUCUGGUGGCACCGACAACCACCUGGUGCUGGUGGACCUGCGGCCCAAGGGCCUGGACGGGGCGCGAGCUGAGCGGGUCCUGGAGCUCGUGUCCAUCACCGCCAACAAGAACACGUGUCCUGGAGACCGGAGCGCCCUCACCCCGGGAGGCCUGAGACUUGGGGCCCCAGCAUUGACUUCUCGACAGUUCCGCGAAGAUGACUUCCGGAGAGUUGUGGACUUUAUCGAUGAAGGAGUCAACAUUGGCUUGGAGGUGAAGAGCAAGACUGCCAAGCUCCAGGAUUUCAAAUCUUUCCUGCUUAAGGACCCAGAAACAAGUCAACGGCUGGCCAACCUCAGGCAACGGGUGGAGCAGUUUGCCAGAGCCUUCCCCAUGCCUGGAUUUGAUGAGCACUGAUAGCACUUUGGGAUCCGAUCCAAACUGGAUCCCCUUUCUCCUUCCUACCUACCUCGGCCAGCUAAGGGAUGGGGUGGUGGAGGGGGAAAGACCUCCUGCUUUGGGCAAGAGCGGCUAUAAUUCCUCUUCCUGAGUUUGUAGCUGAGAUUUCUAUUUUGUAACUAGAAGGAGCCCCACCACACCCCAGCUUUCUUUCCUUGUUUUAUUUUUUUCAAGGUAGGCUCUCACUCUAGCCCAGGCUGACCUGGAACUCACUCUGUAGCCCCAGGCUGGCUUCCCAACUCAGUGAUCCUCCUACCUCAGCUUCUUGAGUGCUGGGAUUUCAGACAGGUGCCACCACGCCCGGCUGUUAGGUUUUAUUUUUGACACCGGGCCUAAUGUAGCCCUGGUUGGCUUUGAAUUUCCUCUGUAGCCGAGGCUGGCCUUAAAUUAAUCCUCCUGCCUCAGCCUCCCAAAUCCUAGGGUUACGAGUGGUGAACCACCACUCCUGGUUUCACCCCCAGUUUUCCGCCCCAACCAUAUGCCAUUAUCUCAGUGUUAGAGACUCUCUUGCUCUUUCUUGGGGAGGGGGAGUUGCCCUGCUGAGCCAGAAGAAGGGGUGGGUAAGCAUCCUCCUUCCUGUUUUUAUCUAAUAAAAUGCUAACCUGC